GAAUCCACAAAUCACACAACAUCAUGGCAGAUCGCUUUCCAUCUCUCGAGGAGUUCGACUCUGGUGCGCAAACGGAGGCACAGGGUGAUGAUCUGAUGGGCGAUGACUUCCUGUCCCGUGAAAAGGCUCUGCUGGGUGAUGACGCGAAUCAAUUCUCGACUGGCCAUGACCAUGCGGCUUUCGUCCAAGACGGAGAUGACGACCUGCUCGGCGGCGGUGGAGGAAACGAUGAGGAGGUUACGGAGUUCGAGAGCUCAUUCCCAGCAAUCGACUCACGGAACGAGAACGUAGCGCCAGGCGGAACUAUCACCGGCACGACAGCCCCCUACCAAUCCUCCUAUUACCCUACCGCUGUCGACGAAGAAGAGCCUGAAGUAAUCAAGCAAUGGCGUGAACGCCGCGACCUCGCUCUCCAAGAACGAGAAGCACAUUCCGCUGAACGCAAAGCUGAGACCGUCAAGGCUGCCCAACAAAACAUCGACGACUUCUAUGAGAACUACAAUUCCAAGAAGGAGAAGACGAUUGCUGCCACCAGACGUGAUGCCGAGGAGUUCUUGGAGAGCCGGGAGGACACAUCUGCUGGUGGAACAAGCUGGGAGCGAAUUGCUAAGCUGGUUGAUUUGAGCGGGAAGGGAACAAAGGGUGGUGCGAGCGGAACCGACAAGGCGAAGUUCAGGGAAUUGUUGAUGAGUUUGAGAAAGGAUGAGAAGGCUCCUGGCGCUACUGGAUACUAAGCUGUUUUGUUUCUGGGAGGCAUGGUGCGUUUGGCGGGACUUGUAAGAUCUG
Molecule: messenger RNA, 786 nt
Organism: Mollisia scopiformis
Lineage: Eukaryota; Fungi; Ascomycota; Leotiomycetes; Helotiales; Mollisiaceae
Exons: 3
Coding region: 24-734 (236 amino acids)
Biological process (GO): clathrin coat assembly; intracellular protein transport; clathrin-dependent endocytosis
Cellular component (GO): clathrin coat of coated pit; clathrin coat of trans-Golgi network vesicle; plasma membrane
Molecular function (GO): clathrin heavy chain binding; structural molecule activity
Source: RefSeq, a predicted model, not a curated record